Messenger RNA from Punctularia strigosozonata HHB-11173 SS5, 1005 nucleotides. RefSeq lists its product as uncharacterized. Lineage: Eukaryota; Fungi; Basidiomycota; Agaricomycetes; Corticiales; Punctulariaceae. The record is from RefSeq and is a predicted model, not a curated record. Gene Ontology annotation, molecular function: (3R)-hydroxyacyl-[acyl-carrier-protein] dehydratase activity. The transcript has 2 exons. Bases 1 to 1005 code for a protein of 334 amino acids. Gene Ontology annotation, cellular component: mitochondrion.
AUGAACACCGUUCCGUCGCGUGGUACGCGUGGACCCUGGAAAAACUUGUACGGUAGACGCCUCCUCUCGUCUGGUGCCAUUCCACGCCCCGCGAUAUCACAAUUUCCACAACUCGAAGGAUGGCUGGACCAGCUCAACGCUGCUCCAAAGACGUUGACUCUUCCUGAUGCGUUCCAUCAAGAGCACCUAGCGGACCUAUAUGUGACACUUCCAACGCGGGAUGGAACCUAUGGUCCUGCCCACCCUUCACCCAAGGCUGGGGACCAGCUGGGAUAUGGCCACCAUCUAGUGUUCUUCCACCCCAAGAAUCCACUUUCCAAGCUGCGUGCAGACGGCACGGACGCUGAACUUUGUCCGCCAGAGCCAUUCGCUAGGAGAAUGUGGGCAGGAGGGCAAAUGCUAUGGCUGAAGCCGGAAUUACUGAGCGUGGGGCAGAAGGCGAAAGCGGCAUCCAUUCUUACCAGAGAGAACGUCAGCUUGAAGGGCAAGGAGCGGAACCCGAUGGUGUUUGUGCAACAGAGAAUAGAGGUGGCGACGAGUGGACUGCCUGCCCUGGUGGAGAACAGAACUCAUGUGUACCUUCCGACGUUUUCGAGAGAACGACAGGAGCGCAAACCCCGUACAGUAACUGGUCUUCCUAAGCCCCAGUUCAUGCUUGGACCAUGGAUCCCCUGCCCAACGACAUUGUUCAGGUUCUCAGCGUUGACUUUCAACGGUCACUAUAUACACCUUGACCGCGAGUAUGCACGGAACGUUGAAGGCUACGAUGAGCGAUUGGUGCAUGGGCCAUUGACGGCGCUGAUGCUCAUAGAAGCCUUCGUUCACCAUUACCCCAGGGCGAAUUUGCACUCGUUCGAGUAUCUUGCACGCAACCCGAUCGUGGUCAAUCAGUCGAUGUGGUUCCACGGUGCUGUUGACAAGGAUCGCAAGACGGCGAUUGUAUGGGCGGAGACGGGCCCAUAUGGGGUAGUUGGCAUGACGGGGGUCAUCCACUUCUCUGCAUGA